AUGCCAGUCGAGCUUCGUAAGCGCAAAGAAGCGCCCCCAGCGCCAGUGCGCGCGGCCAAGAAGAAAGCACCUGCCAAGGACAAGAAGCCUGAAGAGGAGAAAACGGUCGUCGAAAAGGUCCAGGAAGCCGUCACAGAGCAGGUCGAAGCUGUCAAGGAAGCUGUUGUCGGUAAGAGCAACGGCAAGUCUGCGGCGGCGGCGCCUGCGAAGAGCGGCCCACCCAAAGUCGGCGACAAGAUUGACCUCGCCUCCUUCGGCGGAGAGAUCGAGACGAAUGAUGGAGACAAGACGACACUUGCGAAGCUUGUCGAGGAGAGCAAGGGCGGCGUUGUACUAUUUACCUACCCCAAGGCUUCGACGCCAGGAUGCACAAAACAAGCUUGCCUCUUCCGUGACUCCUACGAUCCCCUUACCGCAACCGGAUACUCCAUCUACGGUCUCUCCGCUGAUAGCCCCAAGGCCAACACAACCUUCAAGACCAAACAGAAGCUCCCCUACACCCUGCUUUGCGAUCCCUCACAGAGCCUCAUCUCGGCUAUUGGAUUCAAGAAGCCACCGAAGAGCACCACGCGUGGUGUUUUUGUUGUUGACAAGGAGGGCAAGGUACUUGCCGCUGAGCCUGGUGGCCCAGCAGCUACCGUCGAUGUCGUAAGGGACCUUGUGGGCAACAAGGAGGGCGUGCCGAGUAAAGAAGACGCUGAAAAGGCUGAAAAGAAGGAAGACCACGAGAUGGCGGAGACGGCUGAUGAGGUCGCUGAUAGUGCGGCCAAGGUGGAUAGCAACGAGGCUUGA
Alternaria burnsii is the source of this 792-nucleotide messenger RNA. Its product is annotated as merozoite capping protein-1. NCBI's taxonomy places the organism in Eukaryota, Fungi, Ascomycota, Dothideomycetes, Pleosporales, Pleosporaceae. Gene Ontology annotation, molecular function: thioredoxin peroxidase activity. Gene Ontology annotation, cellular component: cytoplasm. The record is from RefSeq and is a predicted model, not a curated record. Bases 1 to 792 code for a protein of 263 amino acids. The transcript has 2 exons. Gene Ontology annotation, biological process: cell redox homeostasis; cellular response to oxidative stress.